Messenger RNA from Meloidogyne enterolobii, 538 nucleotides. The record is from the annotation of a GenBank genome assembly. Lineage: Eukaryota; Metazoa; Nematoda; Chromadorea; Rhabditida; Meloidogynidae.
AUGUCUAAAUUAGUGAAUUUCUCCGUAUUUUUUGCUUGUUUUGUUGUGUAUGUUUCUUCACAGCCGCUUCGAAAGUAUUUUUCAGAUGAAGGUGUUGAAAUUCAACAUGUUUCAGAGGAUGAUGGACAAGAAGUAGUUGAACAUGAUGGCAAUGAAGAUGGAUUAAGUGAGAAUGUAUAUGGAUGGCAAUAUUUAAAUUGGGGUCGAAAAGAAAGUGAGGUAUUCGGUGGAAAUAUUAACAACAGUUACCCAUACCGAUAUGAAGACAAGGCUGCAGAAGACUAUGAUAAAAGCUUUGAGCGAGAGAUGCGUGAACAAGUCGACACACAUAUUAAAAACAAAUUGGGAGUAAUUGCCAAAGAGAAAGUGCAGGAAAAGGAGGAAGAAGAGGAAGAUUGCAAUUGCUGUUGCACAAUGAUGUGAAGUAUCGUUUUGACGGAGUGUACAUAUUUAGUUUAGUAGACAUUUUUAAAGUAUGGAUUAGUUGACUUGAAGUGAGAUUGUGGUUGAAAUUAAAUUUUCCCCCUUUUCCUCGAAA